Anarrhichthys ocellatus (wolf-eel) is the source of this 1530-nucleotide messenger RNA. RefSeq names its product patatin-like phospholipase domain containing 4 (gene pnpla4). The coding region runs from base 212 to 973 and encodes 253 amino acids. Gene Ontology annotation, cellular component: cytoplasm; lipid droplet; membrane. The transcript is spliced from 6 exons. Gene Ontology annotation, molecular function: retinyl-palmitate esterase activity; triacylglycerol lipase activity. Lineage: Eukaryota; Metazoa; Chordata; Actinopteri; Perciformes; Anarhichadidae. The record is from RefSeq and is a predicted model, not a curated record. Gene Ontology annotation, biological process: lipid homeostasis; triglyceride catabolic process.
CGCAGCAGGAAGUGUAACAACAGUAAAGGUUCCGUGUUUACAUCGAGCAGUUCGCGGUAGAGCUGUGUAGUUCGCCGUGAAUAAAGCAAAUGGAAAUAAGUGAACGCUGAAGACGGUACGUCCUCUUCUAGAUUCACGUAGCGUCACUAGUUAGCUAGCGUUAGCUUAGUUCUGUGACGAACUGUCAUGUCCGUCUGUGCAGGUGCUGGAGAUGCCCGUCCUGAACUUGUCCUUCGCUGCGUGUGGUUUCUUGGGGAUCUACCACCUGGGCGCUGUGGGGGCCUUCCUCCGCCACGGGGACAAGCUGCUGGGCUCCCUCGGGGCCUGUGCGGGGGCCUCGGCCGGGGCCCUGGUGGCUGCAGUGCUCAUCACGGCUCCUGAGAAGCUGGAGGACUGUAAAGAGUUCACGUACGGGUUCGCCGACGGCGUGAGACAACAGCGCUUUGGAGCCGUCACACCGGGAUACAACUUCAUGCUCACGCUGCGGGAGGGGAUAGAAGAGAUCCUGCCCAGCGAGGCUCACCGUCUGGCCACCGACCGCCUCCACGUCUCACUAACGCACUCCAGAAGUGGCAAGAACCACAUCAUGUCCAAGUUCACCUCCAGGGAGGAGCUCGUGAAGGCUCUGCUGGCCAGCAGCUUCGUGCCCGUCUAUGCUGGACUCAAAGCGGUGGAGCUAAGAGAACAGAGAUGGAUCGAUGGAGGGUUCACUGACAGUCUGCCUAUUCUGCCCACGGGACGCACCGUCACUCUGUCUCCGUUCGCUGGGCUGCAGGACGUGUGUCCCGUCCACAGGGGGCGCUUCAACACGCAACUCAGGCUGGCCAACAUGAACGUGAUGUUCUCCGUGGAGAACAUCAAACGUCUGAACCAGGCUCUGUUCCCUCCGUCCCACCGCAGCAUGCGGUCCUUAUGUGAGGAAGGGUUCAACGAUGCUGUGAGGUUCCUGAAGAGAGAGGACUGGAUGAGCUGAAGACCAUUUACUACUUACUGUAUUUAUAUCCUGUGAUUCCACUUUUUCAAAUAAAAUAAUAAUUAAAAAGGAUCGAGUGACUGUUUCCUGUGUCGGUUUGUGAGAUAAAGCAUCAAGACCUCGGUAUAUAUGUAUGAAGCAGAUGAUGAAAGAGUGUGUGUGUCAUUGUCAGAUAAGUGUUAUCACACACAAAUUCUGGGCCUUUUCUUCAGCAGCUGAACGUGAUGAAAUGCCCUCAUGUGAACAUCAAUUUCACACGGAGGCAUUUCAUUUCCCCUAGCUUAAAGCAGUGAGGGGGGGAAAAAAAAAUAUUAGAUAUCGCAGCACUUCACAGGAAGUCGGUCAUGGAUGUUGGGAGUUCCCUCGGGAUGCGAGGAUGGAGCGUCUCCUUUGAAGCGUCGGACGUUUCCGCCGGGUGUCUCUCCGUGAGCAGGUUCUCCGUCAGCUGUCAGCCAGUGGAGCUGCUCCUCCCUCGGGACUGUCUCAUUGUCUAAAGAGACUGCUGCUCCACUCAGGACAUUUCACAAGGAAGGAGGCAAAUUGAUUAUGUUUUACGG